AUGGCCUCCAGUGGUGGCAUUCGUCUGCCGAACCGUCUUCCGCUGCUGCUGAGUCACGAGGGGGUGCUUCUGCCCGGCUCAACCGUCCGUUUUAGCGUGGACUCCCCGCGAAACAUGCACCUGGUGAGCCAGCGGCUGCUGCGGGGGACCUCGCUGAAAAGCACCAUCAUAGGAGUGAUCCCCAACACGAGAGACCCGGAGCGAGACUCCGACGAGCUGCCCGCCUUACACAAAAUCGGCACCGCAGGGAUAGCCGUGCAGGUCGUGGGCAGCAACUGGCCGAAGCCCCACUACACACUCCUCAUCACCGGCUUGUGCCGCUUUAGUGUGUCCAGUGUGCUGAAGGAACGGCCCUUUGUCCUGGCAGAGGUGGAGCAGUUGGAUAAACUGGAACAGUACACAAGCCCAACAAGAGAUGGUGAUACAGCAGAGGGUGAAGAGCUGGGUGAGCUGUCCCAGAGGUUCUACCAGGCCGCUGUACAGUUGUUGGGUAUGUUGGACAUGUCCGUUCCAGUUGUGGCAAAGUUCAGGCGCCUGUUGGACAACCUUCCCCGGGAAACUCUCCCUGAUGUGGUCGCCUCCAUGAUUCGCACGUCGAACAAAGAAAAGCUACAGGUCCUUGAUGCGGUGAGUUUGGAGGAGCGCUUUAAGAAGGCUCUGCCCAUGUUGACCAGACAGAUUGAGGGGCUGAAACUGCUGCAGAAAACCAGGAAGAUGAGUCCUGAUAAUGAAAACAGGGUCUUAUCGGUGAGAAAGGGUGGGGUGUUCCCGGGCCGGCAGUUCAGCCUGAAUGAGGAGGAUGGAGAUGACGAUGGAGAUGACACCACGUCAUUGGAGAGGAAGGUCCAUGCGGCCAACAUGCCUGAAGCUGCACUUAGAGUCUGUCUGAAAGAGCUCAAGAGAUUGAAGAAGAUGCCCCAGUCCAUGCCUGAGUAUGCCCUCACCAGGAACUAUUUGGACCUCAUGGUGGAGCUGCCGUGGAGUAAAAGCACCAAAGACUGCUUAGACAUCCGAGCUGCCCGCACUCUACUGGACAACGACCACUAUGCCAUGGACAAGCUGAAGAGACGUGUGCUAGAGUACCUCGCUGUUCGACAGCUCAAGACUUCACUCAAGGGCCCCAUUCUCUGCUUUGUGGGGCCCCCAGGCGUCGGAAAGACCAGUGUGGGACGCUCCAUUGCCAGGACUCUGGGCAGAGAGUUCCACCGCAUUGCUCUCGGGGGUGUCUGUGACCAGUCCGACAUACGAGGACACAGACGGACGUAUGUGGGCAGCAUGCCUGGCCGUAUCAUCAACGGAUUGAAGACGGUGGGUGUCAAUAAUCCUGUCUUCCUCCUGGACGAGGUGGACAAACUGGGGAAGAGCCUACAAGGAGACCCUGCAGCUGCUCUGCUGGAGGUCCUGGACCCAGAGCAGAACCACAGCUUCACAGAUCAUUAUCUCAAUGUGGCCUUUGACCUGUCCCAAGUGCUUUUCAUUGCCACUGCAAACUCCACAGCCACCAUCCCCCCAGCCCUGCUGGACCGGAUGGAGGUACUGCAGGUACCAGGCUAUACACAGGAGGAGAAAGUGGAGAUAGCCCAUCGCCACCUGAUCCCAAACCAGCUGGAGCAGCAUGGAUUAACACCUCAGCAGCUGCAUAUACCACAGGACACCACCCAGGGCAUAAUUAGCAGGUACACCCGCGAGGCAGGUGUGCGCUCUCUGGAGAGGAAAAUAGGAGCCAUCUGCCGAGCUGUUGCUGUGAAAGUCGCCGAAGGUCACAAAGUUACGGGGGGCGACGCACAGGCUCCAACACAGCAGGACAGAGUAGUGCCUCCAGAGAUGCCCAUCGUGAUUGACCACAUUGCCCUGAAGGACAUCUUGGGACCUCCAGUGUUUGAGAUGGAGGUGUCUGAGAGGCUCACGCUGCCUGGCGUGGCCCUGGGCCUCGCCUGGACCCCCCUUGGAGGGGAGAUUAUGUUUGUAGAGGCCAGUCGCAUGGAGGGAGAAGGUCAGCUCACGCUGACUGGUCAGCUGGGGGAUGUUAUGAAGGAGUCUGCACAUCUGGCCAUCAGCUGGCUCCGAGCAAACGCUAAAACCUACCAGCUCACCAACUUGGUUGGGGGUCCUGAUCCUUUAGAAGGGACCGACAUCCACCUCCACUUCCCUGCUGGAGCUGUCACCAAGGAUGGCCCCUCUGCGGGCGUUACCAUGGUGACCUGCCUAGCCUCACUGUUUAGUGGACGGUUAGUCAGAUCAGAUGUUGCCAUGACAGGAGAGAUCACAUUAAGAGGAUUGGUGCUGCCAGUAGGCGGAAUCAAAGACAAGGUCCUGGCGGCCCAUAGGGCAGGAGUGAAGCGUGUCAUUCUCCCAAAACGUAAUGAGAAAGACUUGGAGGAGCUCCCAGCCAACGUCCGCGCUGACCUCGACUUCGUCACCACCAGAGACCUGGACGAGGUUCUGAACGCUGCGUUUGAGGGAGGGUUUCCAGGGUCUGACAGUGUGCAUACACACCCCCAGCUCAGCAGCAAACUGUAAAUAUCUCAUAUGAAGCAACAGCAGCCUACUAACAGGUGACCAGAUGUGGCUUAUAGCAGUGCUGGUCUGUGUUCUGUGUCAGGCAUCUGUCAGUAGUGUAGCAGUGAAACCACAUCACUUAAUCAUUUAGUCUGAUUUAAGGUUCAGCUAUAAUGUUGGUGCUAAAACGUGUCAACGGCAGCAAAAACGAAAGCAUUCAGUAUUUUGAAGGUCACUGUGGAUGCUGUUCAGCUGUGACCUCAGCUUGAUUUGACCACUUGUAGUUUAUAACAAGCGGAUUUCAGAUAAGUUGUGGAUGAUUUAGGAGUUAUUAGAAAUGAAGGCAUUGAAUAAGGGAAGGUUUGCUCUUAGCUAAAAGAGGCCAGGUUCAGGUUUGACCGGUUUAAAUCACAUUUAGAAGUAAGUGCCCUUUCUCCUCAUCUCUUCAUGUGACAAUGGUAGUGAAAAGUAAUCACAGAACAAAGAUCUAAAUACAAAUCAUACUGUUAGUUAACUGAUACUUAUAUGUAAUUGAUUGUAAUUGUAAUUGCUGAUAAUAACUAAAAUCUUAACUUCUUAAUACAAUAAAGCCUUUUUAAAUGUAA
Messenger RNA from Betta splendens (Siamese fighting fish), 3104 nucleotides. It is a transcript of the gene lonp2, whose product is annotated as lon peptidase 2, peroxisomal. The record is from RefSeq and is a predicted model, not a curated record. Lineage: Eukaryota; Metazoa; Chordata; Actinopteri; Anabantiformes; Osphronemidae. The transcript has 17 exons. Gene Ontology annotation, cellular component: peroxisomal matrix. The coding region runs from base 1 to 2520 and encodes 839 amino acids. Gene Ontology annotation, molecular function: ATP binding; serine-type endopeptidase activity; ATP-dependent peptidase activity. Gene Ontology annotation, biological process: protein targeting to peroxisome; protein catabolic process; protein quality control for misfolded or incompletely synthesized proteins.